This is a messenger RNA of Trematosphaeria pertusa, 4222 nucleotides long. RefSeq lists its product as uncharacterized. The record is from RefSeq and is a predicted model, not a curated record. Lineage: Eukaryota; Fungi; Ascomycota; Dothideomycetes; Pleosporales; Trematosphaeriaceae. Bases 1 to 3927 code for a protein of 1308 amino acids. The transcript has 4 exons.
AUGGCCACUGGCCUCACCAACUGGCUCGAGGAAGCUAUCGCAAUACAAAUACACCUAGGCAACAGCUUCUUGAAAGAGAAGGCCUCAAACAAGGCGCUAGGGAUCAAGUCCGACCCCGUGCGAGCUUGGGAAGGUGUGUACGAGGAUACAGGCAGCUCCUUGGACAUAAUCGAGACGAUUCACCCCGAACACAACAGCAAUCUGCAAAUUAUCAAGAAAUAUCCGCUCACUCUCACGGACGGCAAGGCCUACGUCGAAGCGACGCUCACGCGCGAAUGCCACAGAGACCUCUAUACGCGCUACCAACGACUACGAAUUUCCACCGCGAGCUUGAACAGCGUCAUCGCAGUCCGAAACUACACGAUCCGCAUUGCUAGCUACGGACCGCCGCGCGACAAGGUCCGCUUCUUCCUCAAUACAAUUGAUUGGCGGGGUGAAGGUAGCAGAGGGGAUAUCGCCGGUCCGAGGCCCAUAACAGCUUGUGAGAAAAUCCAGGACGCUUUGCGGAAAGUGGAACGUACAAGAGCGCUAGAGGACCGCCGAUGCUUUCGCCGGAACUCUGGCGAAGAGGAGGACAACAUGUCGCCGGGUAGGGGUCGUGUGGCUGAUGGAGACCUCGAAGGGACCUCUCCGCACACUCAGAUGCCGUUUGGUACUCAGAUGGUGCGUCCCUCUCGGGCCCCGGUAGAAGACGACGAUGUGCAGGUCCUGGGCGUGAAUAGGCUGGAGCCUGUUCUCGCUGGCAACACGCGCAGAGAGGAGCUUCCGGCGGACAAUACCGGCUCGCAUUCGGCGAAGCAAGCCGCUUUAUUGAAUCUUCUCAAUCGCAACGGAAACCAGAAUGCCGGACAGCGGACUGCCCCUUCUACAGGUGGAUUUGCCCGAACCUCCGCUGUUAACCAACCUCACGGCCUAGGACCUUCUCCAUCACAGCUACGGAGCCCUCUUACAAUGCGCUACGGCCCACCCGACAGACCACAACCAGCAUCGCCAAUCUCGACGAUCGGUAGAACGGAGUCCUUGAGGGCAGACAGUGACGGUGGUGGCCAACACGACAUGGAUGUUGAGAUGAUUUCCGAGCCGCAGGAAGUUGAACAACCUCUAGAUGAACCCUUCGGCAUUGAUCAGGACGACGACGAUCUGGAAGCCGCGAGACCAGCCUGGGUGAAGGGAUUCCAAUUGACGCGCGAGUCGGCGAAUCCACCACAAGACCAAUUGUCUCUACUCUUGAAACCGGAAUGUUGGCAAAAGCCGCUCCCUGGAUACCGGUUCCCUGAUGGGAAUAUUCCAAUUCGAAUAUUAAUAGCGCUUGGCGAACGUGCAGCUGAGGCCGCGGCCGCGGCCGCUAUGUCGGAUGAUGAGAUGUACGGGCCACCAGAAUCGCCAUUGCGUGACCAAGAUCACGAUGCAGAAGAGGAGCCACCAACGAGUGAGCUUUCUUGGUCACCUACGCCGACUCCCGAAAUGCCUGAAUUGCCACACCGACCGAAAAGGGUGGAUCAAGCGCUGCCUCCAGAUUCGAGCCUCGGUGCUGGAAAAGAUGCUGCGUAUCCUGAUGGCGAGGAUGGAGCACAUGCAUCGGGUAGGAUGCUGUCACAGCCCGUCACUGUUGAGUCGUCAAACGAACAUGAACCCGCCGGGCCUCCCUCGUCGCCUCCGCUUGUUCCAGCAAACGAAGAUUCAGACGAAGAGAUGGAAUUGGAAACGGCGGUUCCCCGCGGCCUAGGAGAGGAUCAGUCAAGUGGUGAACGUGCAGCUGCCUCCAAGCCGCCGCCAGUCGCCGUGGUCCAGGUCAAAGAUACCCCGUACGCGAAGGGGAAAAAUGGGCAGGUGCCGAAGGUAAACUCUCCUGAAUCGCUACGGCAACAGACCUCUAGCGGGACGUCGAAAGACACUUCGUCGACCUCAAUCGUGUAUUGCACCUAUAAAGAGCCGAACUCCUCGGGCGAGCGCCGCGCUGCUGUUAGUGCUGGCGCCAAGCUUUCCACAACAGCUGGCGAGGCGCCAGAUAGGCAAGAACGCAGCGUUGAACCUGCUGUCGCGGAGGAAGCUUCCGCCCAUGCUCAGAAGCACGUACGCUUGCCUCCUGCCGAAACCAGCGACAUACCCAUGGCAGAUGCAGACUCUCCGGGAGCGGGUAAAUUUUCCAAACUCGAGCUUACAACCACCACAAGUGAUCCCCAGGAUCAGGAUAUGCCCCUUUUGCAGCCUGAACCCACACCGGUCUCUUUCCAGAUGCCACCCAAGGAACUUAGCUCGUCAGGCGAACAGAUGGUCCACCGCCCAGAUGACUUGGAGCAGCCAAGGCCUAACGCAACCGAGCCAGUCGCAGCUAUUCCACUCGCAGCACACACGAAGCGCAAGCUGGACGAGUCGCCAUCCAAGAAGAGCAGCCGUCACUCAAAGAGGCGAGAGAUCAAGAUAGUGGGGUUUGACGAUGACUCGCCCGUCAAAGAUACCGCUGCAGCAGUUCGGCAGCUGAGGACAGAGUCGAUGGAGAAAUUCAUGGAAGGACGGAGAUCCGACGCAAGCGUCACGACCACGUCGCGGAUUUCGCCGAACGGCCUACCACCCCGGAAAGAGCGCAGUUCCUUCACGGCGGAGCUCGAUGCUAGAGCCGGUGCGGAAAGGCUGACUUCUCCUACCUACAAGAUAUCGCCCAGUAGAACAUCGCUGCCGUUCCAUUCUACCUCUGCCACUACUUCUCCUCGACUCAUGGUGCGCCAGGGCAGAUCACCUAAUGGACGAGCCAGUGAGGCUCGGGAGAAGCAAGAAGGCGUCAGGAUAGGGAAACGGAAGGAGCGAGAUGCAGGCGAUCAUUCCAACUCUCGGGGAAGGAACGAGGGUCCGACGGAGGAACCUAGCAUCACAAGACCUCCUACCACGACGUCACCCCUGUCUGCCGCGUAUAGAACCGACACUUCGCGCAUGGAAAUGGAGAUCGACGAACCCCUAGAGGUCCAGAAAGCAUCUAAGGAAAUCGUUCAUGCUGCCCACAAACCUCCGUCUCAGGCCCCUCAAGGCCCUGUCCCAAUGUCAAACCUUCCAUCGCCAGCUAGUCGGGGCAUUGCUACGCAAACGGCACAGCCGAAUACCAUCUUCCAAGAAUUCAAAGCGGCGUAUCCCGAGUACAAAGGGGAUGAAAAGCACUUCAUGGGCCAGUGUAAGCAAAUGUACAAGCUGGACAUGGAGGACAAGAUGGUGCCGAAAUGGCAAUGGGACGACUACAUCAUUCGGAACAGGACGGAUUAUAAGAGCUACGUCCUGGCGUGUAUGGAUACUGGGGAAGACGCAGAGCCAUAUUACAGGUUCUACAAGGAUCAGAUCAGGGAUACCAUAUACAAAAAGAGUGUCAUUGACAGCAGGAGGACUCUCCUCGCCGCCCUAGAGGAGCUUGGAGCGCAGCCUGCAAUCCCUGAACCGAUUGCGGAGCCCGCUACGAAACCUUUCAGGAAGUCCCUACCCUGGGGUACCAGCCAACACGAAGCAGCCGCUGUGGAACCCGUGCAAAGCUCACUAGGCGACCGUCCACGGCACUCCCUCCCAGCAGGUACUCAUAAGGGCCUUCAUUCAUCCAAUGGAGGCUCCGCGCUUCGGUCUAGCUCUUUGCACAAAUCUGCGACCCUUGCUCCCAUCCAACCCACCGCACCCGCCCUCUCACGAAGCGGCACAUCAACGCCCCUCUCACGGCGUCAAUCAGAUAACAAUCCUGCGUCGAGCCGUGCUGACGGCGCAUCCAAGAUCCCAACCGAGCCGACUGGCGACGAGUACCGCGACUUUGUCUUUGCGUAUCAGCGCAUGACUUCGCUUACCGGCAGCACGAGGGUUGAUCCGCGGAAGAAAUGGCCGGCGAAUCUGGCUGUGCGUCCGGCGGCUGCGGUGCCGCGGGAGAAGGUCGAUGUCCUGAGCUGGAAGGACGAGUUGUGAGAAAAUUUAAGCCACAUGCAUGAAUAUCUGGGGUAGUCGGCACACUGCUUUGUUUGCUUUGCAUAGUUGGGCGUUGCAUGGAGAAGAGUGACAUUUCGAGGCGUUUUGGGAUGCAAGGUAGGGAUGAUACCCCAUGGUGUUUUCCUUGCUCGCCGGAGAGCCUUUGGUAGGACUGCUGCAUGGAUUGCGAUUAUGAUUACCCACAUUGGUCCCUUUGGUGUUACUCUGCCGCGUAGAUAUGAAAACAUGCGGCCUCAAUGUGCCGCACUAGUUCAUGUUGGAAUACACAUAUCGU